UGCCAUUCCACAUCUCUCCACACACGCACUGCACACACUAGCUACGUGUUUCAGGUUUCAGUCCCUUUCACAAUUAAAAUCAUCCUUCUUCAAUAAAUUGAUCGCCUAGUUAAAGAAAAUAAAGGUAAACAUAUAGCUUGAGAAAGAAAACUAAAACACCGCCAUGGCUGGUGAGCAGAGAGAUUGCCUUCUCUUUGUGGCGUUGUUUUGUUGUUUAGUACAUUUCUCGUAUUCUUACCAGUUCGUGGUCGGAGGUGGAGAUGGAUGGGUCGUCAAACCUUCCGAAGACUACAAUCAAUGGGCUUCGAGGAUGCGGUUUCAAGUCAAUGACACCCUUCUGUUCAAAUACAAGAGCGGAUCGGAUUCGGUGUUAGUGGUGGACAAAAACGACUACGACAGCUGCAGCGUCGCGAAUCCUUUGCUCAAACUCGACGACGGGAAUUCCAUCUUCAAGUUCAACCGCUCCGGCCCCUUCUACUUCAUCAGCGGCAACAAGGCUAACUGCGAUCAGGGCCAGAAGCUCAUCGUCGUCGUUUUAGCCAUCAGAACCCCACCGUCGCCGCAGGGAUCAUCGCCGCCAUCUCCGUCACCGGCAGGGAAAGGUGGAGCUCCUGGUCCUGGACCGGCUGGCUCGCCGUCCCAGCCUGGUGGAGCUCCCGCGCCGGCUAACUCGCCGUCAUCUCCGUCUCCGGCGUCAGGAGCGCCUGCGCCGGCGGGAUCUGGGUUGGGGCCGGCGCCGGCGGGAUCGGGGUUGGGGCCGGCUCCGGCGGAGUCGGGGUUGGGGCCGGCGCCGGCGGGAUCGGGGUUGGAGCCGGCUCCUUCGGGUGAUUUACCGGGAUCGCCGUCAUCGUCGACGACGACGCCGGGAUCGCCUGGGUCUUCGACGCCCGGGAGUGGGACGCCGGCGGAUGCUAAUUCACCGCCGGCGCCGGGGGGGUCAUUGGCGGCGCCGUCAUGCAGCACCUCUGUUUUCUUGAUGUCAGUGUUGACUGUGGGUUUGGGUGUAUUUGUCUUGUCACCUUAAAUAUUUAGGUUCAUGAUUUGAUUAAGUUUUGGUAGGAAUAUUUUGGCAAAAUUUUUAUUAUUAUUAUACUACUAUUUGUCUGUGAUUCAGUCGAUUUUAUUUAUGAGAGAGUAAGGUUUGUAUA
Messenger RNA from Salvia miltiorrhiza (redroot sage), 1148 nucleotides. Its product is annotated as early nodulin-like protein 3. The coding region runs from base 164 to 1024 and encodes 286 amino acids. Gene Ontology annotation, molecular function: electron transfer activity. Gene Ontology annotation, cellular component: plasma membrane. Lineage: Eukaryota; Viridiplantae; Streptophyta; Magnoliopsida; Lamiales; Lamiaceae. The transcript has 2 exons. The record is from RefSeq and is a predicted model, not a curated record.